AGGAGGAGCUCGUGCAGAGGCUGCAGGGGAGCGGUCGCGGCAGCGCCGGCGACGAGGGCAGCGAAAUCAGCAAGCUGAAGGAGAGCCUGCGGAACAUGCAGCAAGAGAAGAACGUACUGGUGAACGAGUUCGAGUGGAAGGAGCUCCAGUGGAAGACCCAGAUCGAAAACGCGCAGCUGGAGGUCGACGACCUGAAGCGACGGCUCGCCAGCGAGGCCAGCAAGCACCAGCUCCGCAUCGAGGCGCUGGAGGCCAGCGCCAAAGAGGCGCUGGAGGAGGCCAGAGCACCGCCACCGAGCCCCCCGCCGGCACCUGCCGAGCCCGCCCUCGCCCUUGGCUGGCUCCGCUGCCCGGUGCGCAGCGCCGGGCCGCCCCGGGUGGAGCAGCCCGCCUUCUGCCAGGAGAGACCUGCUGGAAGGUGGUCACCGAGAUCUCGGGCAUCGUCGCGCUCUGGUGCUCCGUCAGCGAGCACGUUAUCAAGCAGGCCUCCAGGGAGGCGAACCGCCUCUGGGGCUCCUCGAUGCUUGAGGGGAAGUCGGUGUUCUCCCUGGCCAACGGGCCUUCCAGCGCAUCGUGGCUCAAGAAGGCGUUCCAGUCCCACCAGCGCAUAGCGGACAUGGGCCAGACAGAUCGAGGCAUCCCUGGGUUCAUCGUCCGGGACCUGGGCUCGGAGACCUUCGCCUCCAAGAACGGUGACCCCUUCGACGCCUCCGUCAUCACGGCGCACUUCGCUGCCGAGCCAGGGUGCGGGAGGCCAGGCGGGGUGCUGGUCAUCCUGGAGCGCCUGGAGCUGAAGCCAGCCCUCGGCGGCUCCGCGGCGCACGCUGCGGGCUUCGCCGAGGGCGCGCAGCCGUCUCGCCCCAGGACCAGGGGGGCGCGCCCUCCCAGAGGGGCCACCGCCGCGGGGACAGCACCUCGUCGGAGGUGAGCAGCGUGAGCCCCAGCGACAGCGCGAGCAACGUCUUAAGAUUUUCCAGCGCGUGGUGACGGCGCUGCUUGCGCCGGCCUUCGAAGCGGGAAUCAUUCGAAUCACAGAAUCGGAACUCCGCGCGGUCAUCUCUGAUCGGCGCCCGGGCCCCCCUCGCGAAGCCUUCGGCGCCGUGUGUUUGGCGCGCUUCGCGCGCGAGAGAGACAUCUGCACGGACCGUCGAAUAGUCAUACGUGUUCGCGCCCUUUUUUUUCAUCUUUCCUUUAGCCAGCCAGCUAGCCCGGCAGCUUGCGCAGGGUCUCCACCACCUCCUCGUAGGAGAGUGCCCGCCGCCCCCUCCUCCUCCCCAGACCCCCAUCGCGUCGUGACGCGCAUCAGUGCGGGGGGGGGGGUUUUUCUGGGGGUCGACGUUACGGAACAAAUAUGGGUCACUCAAGCAGGCUCUGCUGCUCCGCUUCAGACCCUGUGCGUUGGCGCCCCGUGUCGGGCAUUCUGCUGGUGCAGGGCCGUGCUGCCCGAUCUUUGAACCACCUAUGCGCUUUGGACUCGCGGGAUGCGGCGCGCAUGGGCGAAACGCAGCUCGGCAGGCAUGCUCAGUCAGUUUCCCCCUCCUUUCACCUGCCCUUACGUUUUUAGUCUGUCUCCAGCUCGGCGCGGCAGCCGCAGUCCGGGAACGAAACACUUGUUUUGGAGCAGGAGUUGCAAGCGCAGGGGUCGGUGGAAUCGAUCCUCCUUGUUCAGCUGGCAUUAGGACUGGCUUCAGUGGCAAGCGCAGUACGUACAUUCUGCAUGUCCUUGCCGCGGGCGCAGAAUCGUUCUACGGUUCCAAUUGCUUGACGCUUCGCGUAUCUUCACUGGCCCCUUCAGAAAUAGUCACCAUUGCAGUUGCCCUGGCAGAGGAGCGAAGUAGCAUGCAUUCAAACAGCACAUGUUGUUGCCGCCCUCGUCUUCGGACCUCUUGGUGGCGUCGGCGGCGGAGUCGUCCUCGUCGGCGUUGUAGUCCUCCUCGUGACUGGCGUCGUCCUUGUCGCCGUCGUUGUAGCCCGCUGUUCGAAGGCUUCCCAGCGGUGGCGCCAGACGGCACAUGCGCUAGGAUCUGGUCGUUCGGGCAAGUUGUGAUUUGGCCUCUGCGCAGUUUCUCACGGUGCCCGUGCAGCCUCAUCGCUCAGCCCUUCUCAGGGGCCGACCCCGCCUCUGGCCCGAGCUGCCUGGGACCAGCCCGGGCACGGGCCCCAGGUGGCCUCUUCCUCCUCCUCGAUCCUCCUCCUCGGUCGUCCUCCUCCUCCUCG
Molecule: messenger RNA, 2217 nt
Organism: Prorocentrum cordatum
Lineage: Eukaryota; Dinophyceae; Prorocentrales; Prorocentraceae
Source: the annotation of a GenBank genome assembly